AUGGCGGAUCCAACAUAUACAAUAUGGGUGCGGGUGCCUAUUCCGAGAGGUGACUUCGUUGAUCCCCCACAGGUACACCUGACCGUGAUGGUUCAUCUGCACGUUAAUUGGGAUUCUGGAAAGGAUGAGGCACUGUGGAAGAUACUAUCUGGCGCUGCGCAGACGGAAAUUGAUUCGGAGACAUUCGAUGUCCCCGUGGACUUUCUUUUGCGACAGGUUGCUUAUAUUACCGAACGACAUGCAUCCCAAGUACGUGCUCAAGUCCGUAAGGCGACCGCGGCAGCUAAAGUCGGAUCGAGUGCGCCAUCACCGGUUCCUGGCUCCGAAUCAGCUGGCUUUCGAUCGUUACGGCGAAACUCCCUGACGGCCCGAGCUGGCGGCAGCGGAGCUGGUACACCCCUCAACGCAUCGAUACGGCCGAUCAUAUCUCGAAACCCAUCAACUAGCACCGCCGUCCUUAGAGAUGCAGGUGGCUCAUCAUCACCUAGGCUAGGGAAGCCUAAUCCUUUGGGUAGGCCUGCCGAACAAAGUGGGAGGAGGAGGCUCUCUUCGUUGCCCAUCACAUCAACACCCGACCCCGAUCCCGAAAGCCCGCCAUCCCCUGGCCCAGCUGAAUCCGAUUCCACAUUGACAUCGGACGACGAAUCUAGUCCAGCGCAGUCCCGGAUCAUCCGUCGACCGCCUCGCUUCCAGCAGCAGGAUAAUUCUACCGACUAUGCUGAUGACGAGGAAGAGGAAUCAGAACCUGCAUUCCAGCCAUGGCCAAGUUCGAACAAAAAUCAGACCUCGGCUCAAGACCUGACAUCUACACUUCGGGGCGAUAAUAGAGAAAAAUUCAAACGAACGCCUAAGAGUUUGGGGAAGAAGCCGGUUCAUCAUUCACCUUCACAGACAUCCGAUUCAGAUGCUGGCUCGGUAGCAACGGGGGGUGGGAUGGAAAAAUCACUCGAACACGGGAAGCCAAGUCCUCUUUCGCCUCGGAGAACCGCUGAAUUGGCGGGAAGAAGCCCUGGUAGUAAAGGGUACUCCAGAGAUGGCAGCGAUGGCACUCCUAGCAUGGGCAGCAGCUUUAGUGAUCUUGACGAUGCAUCUGUCACGCAGUCUGCGCUUGAGGAGGCAUUGGCUAGUCAUAUGAAUCGCGGAGCUGGGAGCCGCUUCAGCAUCAGUCAGGCAUUCCGAAGCCGGUAUACUCCCACCUCGAUCAUCAUGUUUCGCCGUCUCCCUUCCGGCUUGCCAAAGGACGCCGACUUCCCUGCGGAUUUAGAGAAACUCGGGUAUUUUGUCAAUGAUGGCGACGAGAUUCGAUCUAUCGAGGAUCCGGACUACUAUUUCAAGUACUUCCUGAGCAAGAAUGAGCGAGUCAACCAGCGCCAGCGAUUUUCUUUCAACCAAGCCCUUGAGAACAUAAUCCAUCAGCGACUCACCGAGAGGGGCCUUGAGAAGAUCCGACUCCCCCUCGGAACUCCGCCCUCGAAGCCUCAUGUGCCAAUAUUCGCCGACGCCGACCUCAAGUCGAAGAAGCGCGUCAUCGUCAUCUUCGGACAGAUGUCGCAGGACCUGGGCGUCCUCGCCGGCCGCAUCGCCAACGGCGCCGGGGGGAUCAACACAGGCAGCAUGGUCUCCGUGGUGGACGCCGCGCGGGUUGAGACCUCGCCCGGCGAGGAGGCGCCCGGACUCGUCCUGGCGAACAUGGGACAGCGGCGCUGGUGGCCAGAGGGGCAGCGGGCCGUCACCUCGACCGGCUGGCUGGCCACUCCGCUCCCAAGCUUGGUGCACGCGGGCAGGAGGCAUGUGCCGGAGGUGAAUGAUAUCCCGGGCAACGAGACCGGGCAGGACCACGUCCGCUGCGUUUUCGACGAGGUCCUGGCCCAGAUGGUGGAUAAGGACGCCGUGAUCGACAUCAUCACGAUCGAUGCCAUGACAAGUGAGGAGGUCGAGAAGUUCCUCGACAAGAACUGGGAAGUUUGGGGACAAAGGCUUAGCUCUAUGGCUAUUCUGGAGACUCUCUAUUCUGCCUACCAGCUGACUUCUCAGCCCUUCAAGGAUUUCUUGGCCAAGCGUUGCCGCAGCUACAUCGUCUCUGACCAGCCCUUCGAUACCCCGAUUGCGCCCCCAGAGGGAAUCGAACACCGCGGCCUUCAGCCCUACGGCAUGCCGGUUUACUCCUCCUCCGAGCCGAACCACGUCGAGUGCAUUCUCAUCACCGCACUCAAACCCAUCAUGUCCUUCCUCCACCGCUAUGCCAUGAACCCAGAUGCUAAGAACGAACGGGUGAUAAUCGAGGCGGACAUUGAUGUGGAGCAGGCAAGUUUGGAGGAGAUUGAAAAGUCGUGGGCUGCGGCAGAUGAUGAUGCGAAGCCCAUGGUUGCGAUUCUCAACCAAGACUACCUCAAGGCAGAGGCGAAGAAGGCCAAUGCUUGGAGACGCUUCCAGGAGACUGGCGAGGCGUCAAUUUUUGAGGAGGAGACUAAAGAGGGCAGCAAGGUGGAAUGA
This is a messenger RNA of Clonostachys rhizophaga, 2493 nucleotides long. NCBI's taxonomy places the organism in Eukaryota, Fungi, Ascomycota, Sordariomycetes, Hypocreales, Bionectriaceae. The record is from the annotation of a GenBank genome assembly.